Messenger RNA from Seminavis robusta, 1380 nucleotides. NCBI's taxonomy places the organism in Eukaryota, Bacillariophyta, Bacillariophyceae, Naviculales, Naviculaceae. The record is from the annotation of a GenBank genome assembly.
AUGCCAGCUUCUCGAAACCGCGACAAAGCCCGACCUCGUCCCGUAGUUCUGGAGUUGCAUAACCAUGAGGCGAUGGAAGAGGCGCUGUCUUCUCUACGAGAGGCCACUCGCGCCAACAAGAAAAUUGCAGUACCCGAGACGAUUGAAUUCUGUUUGCGCCACAAUAGCGAACCUACGACGGCGCUCUUUCAAGACUAUCUGAAUGAACUCUGCAAGUAUCAGGGUGGCUGUGAUCAAAUCAAUUUGAAUUUGAGGCUUUCGUCCCCUACGUUUGAGGAACAGCGAGAGCCCAUACUUGGCUCCCCUUUUGUUCCCAGAAAACAAGCAUUGGAAACGACAGUUGUUGCGGCCUUUCUCAAGAGUUUUCCGCAAAAGAAUAUCUCCUUGACGGCGUUAACUCUAUCGAUCACGAACUUUCGGGGCGAAUUCAAGCCCGUUCUCGAGAAGCUGUCAGCACAGACUGACCUCACGGAGAUAACAAUUGUGAUGAAAGACUUUAGAGAUGUCACGUUGGGGGCCCGCGCUGCGAGCCCCAACGACUAUGAACAACUUCCUUCCGUGCUCGCAAUGCUUCCUAAUCUUCGGAAAAUAACCUUCAAGGAAUCCCCUAACUUCGGGGCCACGCACGGCAUCGAGUUCGACCUUGCCCUAAUGUUUUGUGAUCCAGAGUAUUCCUUCCACCUGAAACACUUGGCAUUACGCGGUGUACCAGAGGAUCAUUUGGAUCAAUUAGCGCAAGUGAUCCGCAACAACAGGGCUGAAGAGUUCACAGCAAGAAUCGUUUCGGACGACUUCUUUGAAGCAUUGGAAGGAACCGGGUUGAAACGGUUGAACCUUGACUCUGCUGUUUCCGAGAGCCAACUGCCUUACCUGGGUGAAUUGCUGGCUCACAACGAUUCCACUCUGGAGCAACUUCACAUUUUGGUCAAUUCGUCCAUAACGAUCCUACCCAUCAUCGAAGCCCUUCGAGGCAAUACUACCUUAACAACCCUUGCCUUGAAUGGCGACCAUCUUCGUGAAGGUCGAUUCUCUAGUUGGCCUCGACGCGCAAGCUAUUGGUCUCGGACGCUCGACAGCAACGUAGAUGCUUUCCAUAACAUGCUGCAAGAAGACAAUUGUACGCUUGUUGACUUGUGCCUCCAAUCAAAUGUAUUGAGGCCCACCAAUUCGAGGCGAAAACGAAAAGUCAGUGCUACCAGUACUGACAGACUACGCCAACUGAGAAACCUUGACUUGCUUUUGCGCCUAAACAAGCAUGGAAGAAUCCAUUGGAGUACUUGGUCGAAUGCAGGCUGGGCCAAAGCGAUCAUUGGCUCGAAAGAUGAUGUUGAUGUUGUUUACAGCUUCUUGCAACAGAAUCCCUCCAUCCUUCCAGCCUAG